GGAGCUUUUUCUCAACAAAUUCAUAAAUAGGUGCUUGCAGAAAAUACUUAGCCCUUCAGAAAUGUCCAGCAUGGGUCUGCAGAGAAUUUUCACAGGCCUGCUCUUAUUUUCAGUGUCUGUAUGUUACAGUAAACUGUCUUGUAAAGAAGGCCACAGCGGUCCAACCUAUAAAUCCAUGCAGGAAGUGUUUGACUUACAGUCCUUCAGACCAGCUGUAAACCUCAGCAACCCCACCAUAGCCAACAUCUCCUUCACUCUGUAUGCUGUCCUUGGGGUGAAUGAGAAAACUCAGAUAGUUACUACUUUCUUGUGGCUGAGACUGUACUGGCAUAAUGAGUUCCUGGUUUGGGACCCUGUUGAGUGUGAUGGAAUCACCAGGAUCUCUCUUCCUGUGAAGCAACUCUGGUCUCCAGAUAUCAUUAUUUAUGAGUUUGUGGAUGAUGAUGUUUCCCAAGCAUGCCCUUAUGUCUACGUCAACCACACAGGUCACAUCCGCUGGGACAGGAUGUUGCGGCUUGUCUCCGCCUGCAACCUGGAGAUCUUCAGUUUUCCUUUUGACGUGCAGAAUUGCACAUUUACAUUUGGCUCCUACAUGCACACCAUACGGGAUGUAAGGGUCAGUCCAGCCCUGGCCUUUGAGGAGAUAUCUGGAAAUUCAAAACGUUACCUGGAAACCAGUGGAGAGUGGGAGCUGGUGGACAUACUGGGAGAGACUUCCAUCCUUCAGUUUGGGAUCGAUGAGUGGGACAUCAUCACUUUCUGGGUGGUCAUAAAGCGGCGUCCGGUGCUCUAUGUGGUGAACCUGCUGAUCCCCAGCUCCUUCCUCAUGCUCAUUGACAUCCUGUCCUUCUACCUGCCUCCCCAUAGUGUUGACCGUGCAUCUUUCAAAAUGACCCUCAUCCUGGGCUACACCGUCUUCCUGCUCAUCAUGAAUGACCUGCUGCCUAGCACAGCAAACGGCACUCCCAUCAUAGGUAUCUAUUUUUCUGUGUGUCUGGCACUCAUGGUCAUCAGUCUGCUGGAGACAGUCAUCAUUACUAAUGUCCUCCACCACAGCUCCAUGAAGUAUCAGGAGGUUCCAAAAUGGGUUAGGGUGGUUGUCCUUAAACAUAUAGCCAACCUCACCUGUUACCGCUGGCAGGAUGAUGAUGAUGUCUGCCCCCCCUCUGUAUCACAAAAUAAUAAACCUGAAAGCUCAUGUGGCAGCUCAGGCCCAUGGAUAAUCCAACCAGCUUGCCAGGAACCUGAGCAGCCUACACCCAUCAACAGGGUUGUAGAUACUCCACCGGAACUGCGACAGAUCUGUCAAUACCUAGGAGAACUUCAUUCUCAUCUCACCUCCCUGCAGAAGGAGAGCAAGCUGCAGGACCUGUGGUGCCAUGUAGGAUAUAUCCUUGACGUCCUCCUCUUCCGCAUCUACUUGCUGCUAAUCUCCUGCUAUGCCCUGGUCAUCAUCUGCAUGUGGUGCAUCUGGAUCAGCCAGUCCUAACUGAAACUGCAGUCAGUUGUGGCUGGGAUUCACAAAUAACAAAAGUGACAAAAAAAUGAAAACAUAAUUUGUGUUCACAUUUCAAUGUUUUAGGAUAAGGGCUUUAUAAUAUCCAUCAUCAUUAUCAUCAAGUGAUAAUAUCAUUGGUUGUAAUGUCUUUCAACAACAAAAAUACAAAUACAAUGGUGUGAAAAAUUGUUAGCCUCCUUCCUGAUUU
Molecule: messenger RNA, 1706 nt
Organism: Mugil cephalus (flathead mullet)
Lineage: Eukaryota; Metazoa; Chordata; Actinopteri; Mugiliformes; Mugilidae
Product: 5-hydroxytryptamine receptor 3A
Exons: 9
Coding region: 62-1489 (475 amino acids)
Biological process (GO): signal transduction; regulation of membrane potential; nervous system process
Cellular component (GO): synapse; postsynaptic membrane; neuron projection
Molecular function (GO): extracellular ligand-gated monoatomic ion channel activity; neurotransmitter receptor activity; transmembrane signaling receptor activity
Source: RefSeq, a predicted model, not a curated record